Messenger RNA from Conger conger (European conger), 1127 nucleotides. RefSeq names its product vasotocin-neurophysin VT 1-like. Gene Ontology annotation, cellular component: extracellular region; secretory granule. The coding region runs from base 74 to 547 and encodes 157 amino acids. The record is from RefSeq and is a predicted model, not a curated record. Lineage: Eukaryota; Metazoa; Chordata; Actinopteri; Anguilliformes; Congridae. The transcript is spliced from 3 exons. Gene Ontology annotation, molecular function: neurohypophyseal hormone activity.
AAGAGACGGACAUCUGUAAGCCAAGACCAGUAGUUUGAAUUUUAGCGUACAUACCACGUGCAGUACAGCCGCUAUGACCGACUCCACGCUUCCGCUUCUCUGCGUCCUCGGGCUCAUCGCGCUGUCUUCUGCCUGCUACAUCCAGAAUUGCCCCCGAGGAGGGAAGCGCUCCUUCCCGGACCCCAUCACCAGACAGUGCAUGUCCUGCGGCCCCGGGGACAAAGGCCGCUGCUUCGGCCCCAGUAUCUGCUGCGGUGAGCGGCUGGGCUGCUUCGUGGGCUCCCCGGAGACGGCGCGCUGCCUGGAGGAGAACUACCUGCCGUCCCCCUGCGAGGCUGGAGGGAAAGCCUGCGGCUCUGAGGAGGGGCGCUGCGCCGCACCGGGGGUGUGCUGCGACUCAGAGAGCUGUGCGCUGGACCCAGAGUGCUUGGAAGACAGCAAGCGUCGGCCCCCAGCAGAACAGAACACCAGUUUGAUGGGCGGCUCACCUGGAGAACUGCUGUUGCGAAUGCUUCACAUGACCAAUAGGGGGCGCAGUCAAUACUAACCACACCCCCUACCAAUGGCGCAGGCAAUCAACGGCAUAGGCAAUGCUAGCCUACUCAGAAACGCUCUGUUGCACAGGCUUGAAUUCACACACAACUAGCCAAUCCUGGAUAUAUUAUAUAUAUAUUUUUUGGAAUCUGAUAUUGUAGUAAUUGAUUUAAUGACCAAUAAGGGGCCCUCUGCCAGUGCUUUUUUUCCAUAGCCACAAACCCAGACAUGGCUUUUCCCCACUGUAAACUCAGUCCUGCUUGAUAAUGAUUAAUUAGUCACACUUCACUCUGUCUCUGUCUCUCUCUCUGUCACACAUAUACACACACACACACACACACACACACACACACACGCACACAAUAUACUUCUGUCUAUACCCAAUACACUCAAACACAGCGAUCAGACUACCUGUCAGCAAGGAGCUCUCAAUAAAAAAUAAAAACGAGCUCCAAUCAUUAUGUUUACUGUAUGCUGAACCUCCCCAGCAGGAUAUUGUACAUUUUAUUGCUGAAUUACUAAUAUGCACUGCAUCACAAUGGUGUGGAACCAGUGUAAAUAUGUAGCAAAUAAAUCCCUUUCUUGCACUGUUA